This is a messenger RNA of Aphanomyces invadans, 1451 nucleotides long. RefSeq lists its product as hypothetical. Lineage: Eukaryota; Oomycota; Saprolegniomycetes; Saprolegniales; Verrucalvaceae. The transcript has a single exon. Gene Ontology annotation, biological process: lipid biosynthetic process. The record is from RefSeq and is a predicted model, not a curated record. The coding region runs from base 25 to 1254 and encodes 409 amino acids.
UGAAUCUGUGGCCCACUUCUCAAAAUGAGUCAAGCCAACAAGUGUGCCUUGGUUACCGCCGGUGUCGUCGGCGGCGCUGCCGUCGGGACCCUCCUCCUUCGCUCCGCAAUGUACCCCAUCAUGACAUACCGCGCGGAGACUUUCUUUGUUGAAAUGCUCAAGCAAGCGGACAUCAUCAUCGGCCGCGACAUCAUCGUACACGACAAGGAAAUCUACCUCGACUGGUCGAAGCGAGGCAUGCUCGCGAUCGGUGAAUCCUACAUGGCCAAGCAAUGGGAAGCGUUGCUGCCUUUGGACGUGGUCUUGACCAAGUUGCUCAAACUCCCGUCGGACGCCAAGCGCAAGCUGUUUAAGAGUUGGGACGCCAAGUUUGUGCACUUGAGUGGCCGGGUGUUCAAUUUUCAGUCGCCUAGUCGUGCUGGCAUCGUCGGUGCCCACCAUUACGACAUCGGGAACGACUUCUACAAGUUGUGGCUUGACCCGUGGAUGCAAUACUCGUGCGCGUACUUCAAGGAUCUCCCUGACACGGACUUGGACAAUGCCCAAGUCAACAAAUUGCACUUGAUUGCCAAGAAGCUCAAGAUGGAGCCUGGCAUGACCGUACUGGAAAUCGGUUGCGGGUGGGGUGGCCUCGGCAUAUUCUUCGCCAAGCACUACGGAGUUCACGUGACGGGCAUCACAAUCUCGAACGAGCAAUUGAAGGGCGCCCGCAUCCAAGCCGAAGCUGAAGGCGUCAGCCAUUUGACCCAAUACACGUACUGCGACUACCGCCAGAUGACGGGUCAAUUCGAUCGAGUGGUGUCGAUCGCCAUGUUGGAAGCUGUGGGUUACAAGAACAUGGACGAAUACUACUCGGUGAUCCAGCGCUGCCUCAAGACGGGUGGUCUCGCGUUGGUCCACUCAAUUACGUCCAACCGCAGCACCAAGACGGCCCACCAACAAUGGAUCCUUAAAUACAUCUUCCCCAACGGGUUCUUGCCGUCCCUUACGCAAAUGUGCGAGUUCGCCGAGAAGAAGUUUGUAGUCGAAGACGUCCACAACAUCGGCCCGGACUACGACAAGACCCUCAUGCAAUGGUACGCUCGGUUCCAAGAACACGUUCAGAACGGCAACAUCGUCAAGGACGAAGUGUUUGUCCGCAUGUGGGACUUUUACCUCAACUAUUGCGCUGCUGGUUUCCGCGCCCGCACGAUUCAAUUACACCAAGUUGUGUACUCCAAGCACCGUGCCGGUCGCUACGACGCCGUGAGAUAGACAUCCUGCAGGUCCCAGUGAUCCGUUGUAAACCACCCAAGACUUGUAUCCGCUCUUCGUGCGUUGGGCAAAGGCCAUUGGCUUAACAUCAGCCAAUGGCAUCUCGUUAGUAUUGAAAUGCAUGCAUUCACCAAUCAAGUCUCUGCAUUUUAGCCUAUUUUAUCCAAUGAAACAUCCAGCAAAGGUUGCUCUCGAAU